CGUGGCAUAUUCUGACAACCAAGUCUUCAGUAAGACGCAAUGGCUAGAACUAAGCAGACCGCACGGAAGUCCACCGGUGGCAAAGCCCCCAGAAAGCAGCUCGCCACUAAAGCAGCACGAAAAAGCGCGCCUGCGACUGGCGGAGUGAAGAAGCCUCACCGUUACAGACCUGGUACUGUAGCUCUGCGAGAGAUCCGCCGCUAUCAGAAGUCUACGGAGCUGUUGAUCCGCAAGUUGCCUUUCCAGCGCCUCGUGAGGGAGAUUGCUCAAGACUUCAAGACUGAUCUGCGCUUCCAAAGCUCAGCUGUCAUGGCUCUGCAGGAGGCGAGCGAGGCUUAUCUGGUUGGUCUGUUCGAGGACACCAAUUUGUGUGCUAUUCACGCCAAGAGAGUGACCAUCAUGCCGAAAGAUAUCCAGCUGGCCCGCCGCAUCCGUGGAGAGCGCGCUUAAAUGGUUUUCAAGUGUUAUAAUCCAAAUAACAAAGGCUCUUUUAAGAGCCACAA
Messenger RNA from Anguilla rostrata (American eel), 503 nucleotides. Its product is annotated as histone H3. The transcript has a single exon. Gene Ontology annotation, cellular component: nucleosome. The coding region runs from base 40 to 450 and encodes 136 amino acids. The record is from RefSeq and is a predicted model, not a curated record. Gene Ontology annotation, molecular function: structural constituent of chromatin; DNA binding; protein heterodimerization activity. NCBI's taxonomy places the organism in Eukaryota, Metazoa, Chordata, Actinopteri, Anguilliformes, Anguillidae.